AUGGAAGCGCUGGGGCUGACGGCGGCGGCGGCCACAGGCGCAGGGGAGCUCUCUGGCGGCGAGCGUAAGCGCCUCUCCAUCGCCCUGGAGCUACUCGACGACCCGCCUGUGAUCUUCCUGGACGAACCCACCACGGCCUUGCAAAUCUCCAUCAAAACCGGUACGAAGCUAUCGCAGUGUCAAUCGCGGUUCCUGUUAGAAGGUGCUGAACUAGAGCGCGCCGCCGUAAUGGUUUCCACCACGUUACAUGGGAAUUACAAGGCCCUGGUCACGUUCCCCUUCGGGCGAGUGAGUAUUGCGGGCUUACUGCGAUGGGAAAUCGGUACCAUCGAGUGUUGUGCAUGCUGA
Gryllus bimaculatus (two-spotted cricket) is the source of this 348-nucleotide messenger RNA. Lineage: Eukaryota; Metazoa; Arthropoda; Insecta; Orthoptera; Gryllidae. The record is from the annotation of a GenBank genome assembly.